UGGGGCAUGAUGUAAGGAAUGUUUAGUAUUAUUUACUGCGCUAACGUCUAUGGGGAUGAUGAGCACUUGCCAUUAAGUGGAAUGGCAAUAAAAAAAUGCCUUUAAUCAUCUCAGUUAUAGUUGGUGAAGCAAAAAAUGUAUUUGGGAUUAUUUAUUUUGCUCAUUUCCUGGAUCAAUGUGACUUUAGCAGAAGAUUUAUCAAAAAAUGAAUUGAAAUAUCUCCUUGAAGCAUUAAGAAGACAUAACAGGCGUAUUGAUAAUGAUCAAUCAGAUAUACCCCAGUCUAUAGAAGAUCUUCCACGAGCCGAGCCCUUAAAACCAGGGCAUACGUUAUUGCAACCAAAUUUAGAUAUGCUGAAAUCAGCUGCGAAGUACCCACAAAGAGACGUUAGUGGAACUGCUGUUUACGGGAAUUUGAAAAAUCUUGGAAUAACAUUUGGAAAAACUAACGAACGCGUGUCGUAUACUGGCUUUCGAAAGUCCAACGAUUUACUGGUAGCAUUGUUACGAGCAAUACUAAAAAUCCAGCAAAAAUACGAUAAAAGGAGUUCGUCUGUGUUGGUUAUAGAAAUCGAUCCAACAAAAUUUAAGCGAGAAGACAAACUUCGAAUAUUAGGUGAUGAAGUGGUAUCGGAGAUCGACAAUAAUGGCAGUGAAAUAUUAGAUGACUUCGAUUCUGGUACAAUUGACGCAAGGAGGAGAAGUCACAGGAAAAAGAAAAAAAGCAAAUUCAGAGAUCGUAGCAGUGAUGAGUCUUCGAGUGCCGAUAGCGUUUCAUCAUCAAGAUCUUCAGACUUCGAAAGGAAUCCAGGCAAUCUAUAUACAGUCCACAAGGAUAAAUACAAACAAAACUGGCUUUGGAAUCAUUUUAUGGACGGCGAUCAUAUGAACGUGAAUCCUUACGCGCCGCAAUUCAGCAAUGCUGGUCCUUCAGGAGCUGCGUUGUUCUUUGGUAGAAAAUGGUGGUACUAUAAUCAGGACGACUACAAGCCAUUAAAGUAAAUAAAAAUGAAAAUAAUAUA
Nymphalis io (European peacock) is the source of this 1022-nucleotide messenger RNA. RefSeq lists its product as uncharacterized. The record is from RefSeq and is a predicted model, not a curated record. NCBI's taxonomy places the organism in Eukaryota, Metazoa, Arthropoda, Insecta, Lepidoptera, Nymphalidae. The coding region runs from base 136 to 1002 and encodes 288 amino acids. The transcript has 14 exons.